This is a messenger RNA of Cladocopium goreaui, 3315 nucleotides long. NCBI's taxonomy places the organism in Eukaryota, Dinophyceae, Suessiales, Symbiodiniaceae. The record is from the annotation of a GenBank genome assembly.
AUGCCAUAUAGAUUCCAGCAAAUAUCGCCUAUUCCCAGGAACUCCCCAUUAAAAAUCGCCUAUUCGCCCAGUCUUAGGACUCCUCUUCAUUGGCUCUGCGCUCAUGAUGCCUUGGAAACCGCCAGCGGCGAAUGCCUGGGAGGGUGGCCUUCGCGGCCCUUGCGGCCCUCAGCCUCCGUGAGCGCGCUGGCGCGGGAGCUGAUGCAGCAGUGGCCGCUGGCUGUGCUGAUGCCAGACGCGGUAGGCCUUUGGCCCUUCAGCCACUUUGGGCCUGAUUUUUGCGACAGUCAGACGCCCCACAGCCCACAGCGGGAGCUCCUCCUGACUUUGCUCCACAGCUUGGCGAGCUUGGAAUGCCAACACCCAGAAGUGAUGAUGAUGUUGGACCCGGAGGAACUUCGCAGCCUCCGGUCGUUGCUGCAGAGGAUAGAGACCUCCAGUUGCGACACGGGAACUUCCAAGGUCCUGGAGGCCUUCCGCCGUUUCACGGACGGGGCCCGCCUUGGACGUGAGUCCUCCGUGCCGCGGCGUGUGGCGGCAUUGGAGGCGGAGGAGCAACGCAAGGAUGCGUGGCAGUGGCAGAUGCGGGGCAAGGAGCUGCAGCACCGCCUAGGCGCGCUCCGUCGCCUCAGCGGCCAGCGGAGCUCGCCAGACAAAGCGCCGCGGAGCUUCGCGGAGGCCAUGGCGGAGUGGCACAGGAAGCGGGAAAGCUACGAGGAGCGGCUCCAACAGCUUCGUUUCGAGCUGGGGCGUAUCCCCAGUCAACGGCCACAAGGUGUGACGGUGACAGAGGUGGCCCUGAACGCUGUGCCAGAUGCGGCCUUUUGGGAGGCUGAAGGCACGUUGAGUCGAGCCAGCGAUGCGGAGUUGUUGAUCGCCUCCCUCCGUCGCCAACGCUUGGGCGACGGCGCUGGACCCGGCUGCGGCGUGCGUCGGGCACUGGGGGCUGCGGUGGAACGUCUGGCGGUGGAUCUCUACGAGAUGGAGAGCCACUUCGUCUACGAACUGGUGCAGAAUGCCGACGACAAUUGCUACGACGCCACGGGUGAAGAUCCCUGGCUGCGGCUGGAACUGCACCGUGGAAGCGCGGGCAGUUUCUUCGUUUCGGUCAACAACGAGUUGGGCCUGACGACGCAGGACGUACGGGCCAUUUGCGAUGUGAAUGCCAGUAGCAAGAGGGGACGGCAAGGCGUGACAGGGCACAAAGGCAUCGGUUGGAAGAGCUGCUUCCAGGUUUCAGAUUGUCCCUACAUGCUCUCUGGAGCCUUUACUUUCAAGUUCGAUGUGAAGUCCCUUGGAACCUUGGGCUACGUCACCCCUACCUGGGUUGGAGAAGAGGAGCUCCAUUCCUUGCCACAGCUGGUCUGGGAGGCCUACUAUGCAGGUUACACCGUGACGUACCUACCCUUGAGGCAGGGCACCGAAGAUUCCGUGGAGUUGGCAAUGGCACACCUAGAGGAGCACUUGCCUUGUCUCCUCUUCCUUCGCCGCUUGAAAUCCCUGGAACUCUGUGGCGGCGAGACGGUGCGACUGGCUGUGGAGGACCAGGGCUCUGACUGCGUAGCAGUGCACCGCAGCACAGGCGUUCCUUCUGCUGUUCCUUCUGCCGUCAACGCGGAGGCCGCGGAGGCGCAAUCCACGUGGCAGUUCUUGGUGCACCGGCACAGAGUACUCUUGGAGGAAAAGGAGUUGAUUCUCACCCUGGCCUUUCCAGAUGGGCCGACAGCAUCAAAGCUGCCUCCGCAGGCCUUGUACUGUCUUCUGCCUGUGAGGAAGUUGGGCUUCUGCUUUUGUCUGGACGGCCCCUUUGAACUCAUCGCCAGCCGUGGGGACAUCCACGAAGGAAGCCGCCGGAAUCAGGCGCUCUGCGAGGAGUUGCCUGCUGCAUUUGCAGGUGCCUUAGAGAGGCAUCGAUCCUUAGCUCCCCGCGCUCUGGAGCUGCUGGGACCUCCACCCCCGGAGCCCUUCUGGCAGCGGGUGCAUAGCAGCGUGUUAGAUCAACUUCAGGGGACUGCGUGCGUUCCGCUGGAGGAGGGUGGUUUGGAAGAACCGGAACGCUGCUUGCUACGGCCCGCAGGUUUGGCAGGAGACGCGUCGCGCUUGAUCCCCUCCUCCCUGUUGUGGUGCGCCUGUGGCAAGCGCUGGGCGGCAGCCAGCAACAUGGGCGCCCUCGAGGAAAUGACGUUUGAGCACGUUGUCCAAGUGCUGCGGCACCGCGAUGACGAGUGGCCGCACGGUCUUUGUGCUUCGUGGCGAUCUAAGGACGUUGCCGCGAAACAUUUCCGGUGCCUCUUCGCGUACCUGGGCGAGGUGCUGGAGACCGCCGAUGUGGCCGCGGAGGUCUUGCAAGAACUCUGGCACUUGGAACUGCUUCCGGCGGAGCUCAUGGAGGAACCCGAUGAUCCUGCGGCUGUCACGGGAUCAACGGGAUCGCCGCGCUUGUACCGUCUCAGUGAUGGAGUUUUUGCACCCCGCCACCAGCUGGGUGCUGUACCUUGCUGGGCCUGGAAGAAGUUGGUUGACGUCAAACUGCUGAAACUCCUAGAUGAGGCGUUCAUCGGUCCGGAGUCAACUGAGUUGUCCUUCGUGCAAAGGGUCUUGGUGCCGUUGAGCCCCGAGGUGCUGUACCAGCAAAUCCGUGAGCACUUCGUGCUGGAAGUCCAUCCCCAUGAGGUCUUAUGGGCCCUGCUGGCACUUCUGCAGCACCUCUUUCUGCAGGAAGCCACGCCCGCUGAGGGCUGGCAUGCAUUGGGGGAGGUCCUGAGGCUCCCAUCCCUCUGCGGCACCUCCGUGCGCGCGAGUCGCGCCGUGCUGCCGACGUUCCUCGGCUGCGCGCUGGAGACGGCGCCGCUGCAGCGCGCGGCGCGGAUGGCGACAGCGGCAUGCGGACGGCGUGCGGCGGAGAUUACAGCCUGCUGCACUGGUGGACUACCGCUGGGCUUCAGCUUCCUUGACACGGCCUAUUUGACCUACGGCGAACCUGUCGCCUGGGAGGCCUUCUUCGUCGCCCUGGGCGUGCGCCCCCUGCGGCCGCGGCGAGUCGGCGUCGUCAACGUUGCGAACGUUGGAAGGGUGCCGGAGGCGAAGAAGUUGCCGCAGGUGGCGUCAAGUUCCAAAAACGCCCAGAUCUGGGCGCAGCGCAAAGUGGAACAACUGAGCCAAGCGCAGCUCUGUGACAUGCUGAUUUCGGUUCACCCGAAGCAGCUCUUUGAGGAUGAGGUGCGCCGCGCAACCGGUGACACCGUGGUGGGCGGACAUCCUUUACUGAAGCUUUCCGCAUUGAGCAGUGGCGACGCAUCCAGCCUGAUUGGUUGA